CUUGCGUUUCAUCUUAUGCACGUCCUGACUUAGUCCCGUCUCUUUGUUAUUGUUACUGGAGAUGGACCGUGGCUGAGUGAGUUCUGUCUCUACCUUGACGACGAGACAAUCACAAUUGCUCAGAUCGUCUUUUCCCCGCAUCCCUUCAUUCAUCUGAACAUGGCCAGCUAUCGUCGACGAGGAUAACAAUCGACGAACAUCUCCUCGCGGCGCCUACUGCAUCUCGCCUCUUCCACAUUCAUACCGGAUACAUCUAGCUGGCGCGUGCUAUGACCACGAUGGUUGAAAUUCCAUGGCCGCCGAAAUCUCCGCGGGAAGCACUUCUGAGUAGCCCCAGUGGGCGCAAACGACUCGAGGAACUGCAGCGUCUUCAGGGCAACCCGGGCUCGCCGUUAAAACGCUCCGUCACGACCCCCGAUUUACGAUCCAGAGCGGCACAGCUCCUGAAUGACGGGUUAGACGAGGAUGAGGAUGAGGACGAGGAUGAGGAGACACUGAAACUGAAACUGGCUGCCAUUGAGGCCCGGCUCAAGCUGAAACAGCUCCAGAAGAGUCGCGCGAAGUCUGGAACUCCAGCGCGCACCGCACAUGACGGGGACAGUGCUCUUGUGCGCCCCACGUCAGCAGUGAGCAAUUCGUCACAGUCACAGACAUAUUUCCCUAGGAAUAGAGUCGAACGAAGAUCCCAGCACGACACUUCCCUGGAGAAUGUGCAGGUUCCGCUGUCCCCGACGCGACGGCCGACGGCCCCAGUAGAUCCAGUGUCCCCGCGGAGGUACAUUUUAGGUAUCGACAAAGGUCUUAAGUCAAGAGACGUCUCCUUAAAGCGACCUCCGAGCUCAAGAGGGACCGGUCCAGCGAGUGCAACAUAUAGCUCUAGGACACCGGCGAGUCGGGACGGCUGGGUCUCGCAAUCAAACAAACUUCUACAGACAGUCACAGGGGACAACGAAUACAGCCGCCCAAAGAGCUUCAGCGAGCGCAUGGCCGAGAGUCGAUCCGAGGAGAAGGCCCGGCAGGAUCGAAUUGAACGGGCGGAGCGCAUCCAAGCCAACCGGAGUACGGCAUUCCACAUCGACAAGAAUGAAGUUGAAGUAUUAAAAGCGGCUGCGGAAGCGAGGAAAGACGAGUCACCACGGUCACCGGUACGAAGCAGACAGACCGAAAGCUUCAGUCGAGAAGACGUCCUGCGGUCAUAUGGCAAGCUCAAACCAUCCUUGAAACGGAGCCAGACCCUCCCCAGUGUACGGAAUCAAGACCUUGAUGCAAACCACAAGGAGCCGAGAUCAUACUUACAUAGGCGAAACCUCAAGUCAGAAUCUCAAGCACAUCUUCCUCUGCCGGAAAGCUCUCAGCCCAGCGUGACGGAUGAGUCUCAGGGCGAGAACGGCGGUGAUUCCUCGAAAUAUGAAGCCUUCUCUGGCCUGCACUUGUCGAAUCGGAUCCUUCCCCAUUCUUUCUUGACACGGACGCUUGAAGACAAAAAAGUCCUUCGCAUCCCAGACCUUCUUCGAACUAUCCGCGGGCCCAGCUUUGAACUACCGGAAGACAUUGACACCGACUAUGUGGUAUUCGGCAUUGUAGCAUCCAAGUCCGAACCCAGACAGGUCAAAUCACAAAAGAACGUUUCUCGGAAGGAGGCUGACCCCUUUGAUGACGGUUUAAACAAUACCAAUUCAUACAUGGUCAUCACUCUGACCGACCUCAAAUGGACCAUAGAUCUUUUUCUCUUCGAAACCGCCUUUCCUCGCUACUACCGACUCUCCGAGGGAAUUUUGGUUGCCAUCCUAAACCCCACGAUCAUGCCGCCCCCCAAGCACAAGACGGAUACCAACAAAUUCAGCCUCGCUAUCUCUUCCUCCGACGAUACCGUGCUCGAAGUCGGGUACGCACAGGACUUGGGGUUCUGCAAAGCCAUCCGGAAGGACGGCAAGACGUGUCAUGCGUGGGUCGAUGGGCGGAAGACCGAGUUCUGUGACUUUCACGUGGAUCUUCAAGUGCGCAAAACUCAAGCGGGCCGCAUGGGCGUGAACGGUGGACCCGGGAUGUACGGACCCGGCGGACGCUCUGCUCCUCGUACGGGGUACUUCACGGGAGGAGGAGGUGCUGCUGGAGGGAACCGCCCCGGGUCACGGACCGGACUCAAACCGACUGGCGCUCAAUACGACCAAGGCUCGCAGUCUGUGUUCUAUGUCGCGCCCGCACCAAAGACCUUCAGCAGAGGCGGCGUAGGUGGGGCAAACAUCCACCGGACCCAACAUCCCCUGGGCCAGUCCGCAGCCAGCCUCAUCGACGCCGACACAGACGACCCGUUCAUAGCCGCCGGCCGAAUGGGUCGCGGACGCGACAGCAAAGAGGAGCGGUUCCGCAAGCGCCUCGCGGACAAGCAGCGCGAGAAAGACAUCACCGAGAAGCUCAUCACCAGCCGAACCAGCGGCGUCGGGGCCGAGUACCUCCGCGCGCGGGGGAACGACCACGUCGUGCCUGCUUCGCGUCCAAGCGACGUAGCCGCCAAGGGCCAGGCAAAAAAGCCCGGCGACAGGGACUCUGCCGCCGCCACCCUCGGCCUGGCCAGUCUGCGCAAAGCCGCGGCCGUGAACCUCAGCCCCCUGAAGCGCGCCCACGACGGCGGCAGCGACAGAUCCUCGCACGGUGGCAGCAGUGCCGUCAAGAAAACUCGCUUCAUCACCUCGCAUGGCAUCAAGGAAGCCGGGCGGGACAGUCUGGGUGGGAAAUUCGAGAUGGUAGCCACGAACAAUCAUGAUGAUGAUGACGACGACGAUGACGAUGGGUUAGAUAUCAUCUAAGCACAUCGAACCUAAUAACCAAGCAGAAAUGAGAAAAAACUUAGGAGGAGAAGAAACGCUAUGAAUAAUUAGCACGAGAGAAGAAGGCAAAAGAAAGGAGAAAUUCUAUAAUAUCAGAUACCCUCUUGACUGAUCCAAGAUCCAUCUAGAUAAUCACUUUAUGUCUGGUCAUGCUGUUCGAAUAACAUUGUAGCUGCCUACU
This is a messenger RNA of Aspergillus saccharolyticus JOP 1030-1, 3009 nucleotides long. Its product is annotated as Mcm10/DnaG-type zinc finger protein. Gene Ontology annotation, biological process: DNA replication initiation; DNA replication. Bases 270 to 2807 code for a protein of 845 amino acids. The transcript has 2 exons. NCBI's taxonomy places the organism in Eukaryota, Fungi, Ascomycota, Eurotiomycetes, Eurotiales, Aspergillaceae. The record is from RefSeq and is a predicted model, not a curated record. Gene Ontology annotation, molecular function: single-stranded DNA binding; DNA replication origin binding. Gene Ontology annotation, cellular component: nucleus; replication fork protection complex.